Messenger RNA from Scatophagus argus, 1403 nucleotides. Its product is annotated as fat storage-inducing transmembrane protein 1. Gene Ontology annotation, cellular component: endoplasmic reticulum membrane. The transcript has 2 exons. Bases 439 to 1386 code for a protein of 315 amino acids. Lineage: Eukaryota; Metazoa; Chordata; Actinopteri; Scatophagidae. Gene Ontology annotation, biological process: lipid storage; lipid droplet organization; phospholipid biosynthetic process. The record is from RefSeq and is a predicted model, not a curated record.
GGAGCAGAUUUUUGAUGCCGAGUGUAACUGGAAAAUGUUGCCUCACUGCAGCUAAAUCUGACUGAUAUUCAGUUAAGUUUUAAGCCAUCGUGCACAAUUUAGGGUUUGUGUGUGAGUUUUCGUGUGAUCAGCUGUUGUCGACUGAGAUCGAAUUCAGAAUGCUUUGGAUGAUUGUUUUGGGAAUAAUGGGGUCAGCAGCCAUUUGUGUGUCCACGGCCUGACUGUGUGUGGCAGAGGGGGGAGGGCUUUGGAGGGCAAAGGGGGCGGAGGGGUUGUAUUUUUAUACACCAUGUGCUCUCCUGCACGCCUGACGGAGAUAAAGCAGAAGGGCUGUCAGAGCACAACUGCUCAAAGACAACACAAAGUGAGGGAGACGCAGAGACAAGAGGAAAUCACUGCCAAAUCUAAAACCGCAGAAGGUCUCAUCGAGAAGACGACAUGGACGAGAGGACUGAAAACUCGUCUGAGAUCAACUUGUUGAAGUUUCAGAAGGUGGCUGCGGAGCUGAUACUGCCAGGAAAAUUCAUCCUCAGGCUCCUGAACGCAGCUCUGGUGUUUGUGACAGACUUACUGGCCAGAGUUUUUGGAAGCAGCCUGGUCAGAAGACACUUCCACCUAAUCCUGUCUGGUUUGGUUCUGUUUGGUCCUCUGCUCAGCUUCUGGGUGUCAAAGUACAGCAUCUUUGCCAACAGCAACCACUACCUGUACAGGAAGUUCCUGAGGUCCACUUGGGGUUGGACAUGCACCUUCUCAGGGUCCUUCGUCCUUCUCCUCUCCAUCUCAGCUCGUCACUCCCUCCCUCUCUCCCUCCGCCACCUUUCUCGGGUCGGGGUCAUGGGGUUGCUCUGGUGGGGCUGUCAGCGCCUCCUGACCCUGCUGGAGAACGCAGCGGGGACUUGUUAUGAACCUGUGACCCCGGCCCAGGAUCUCCAAGGUGCUGCCUCCUCAGUGCAGUCGCUGCUGCUCCUGCACGAAGACCAGACCAAAGCCUCCUGCCUCAAAGCCAACAUGGUGUGGAGAGGUUACGAAGCGUCCCAGGAGGUCCUCAUCCUCUGCUUGUGUUGCCUGCUGCUGGUGGAGGAAAUGUCUGUCUUUGGCCCUCACCUGGCUCACGGCUCGAAGCCUCCGCAGAGGUCGCCUGGCGGGCCCUUGAGGUUCAUCUUCCUCCUCUGCGUGCUUCUGCUCGCUCUUUGGAUGUUCCUGCUGUUGUGUUUGCUUGCAUACUUUCCAAAGUUUCCCUCCCAGCAGCUGGGAGGCGCUCUGGGCUACCUGGGAUGGAGAGGACUCUAUCAGGGCUGGUACAGACUCAGACCGGGCUGGAGCUGCCCCGGGCUGCCAGGGGAGGGACUUUUUACCACCACAGGUGUCGAUGAACAUGCGCAGUAGUUUGAAACCGACAGAAG